Molecule: messenger RNA, 466 nt
Organism: Ambispora leptoticha
Lineage: Eukaryota; Fungi; Glomeromycota; Glomeromycetes; Archaeosporales; Ambisporaceae
Source: the annotation of a GenBank genome assembly
AUGACCUUGGCAGCACGUAAACUCAAAAAUCUUGAACGGUGGAGUCCGAGAAGAUUCAGAAAGGAUGCAUUAGAUAGGUACAAAGAAAUGAACAUUCACUAUGCUGCCCAGUUAAAGCAACGGACUAUCGGUAAUUACAAGUGGGUCUUUUUGGGCUUGGUGGAUCGUCCAAAGAUUGUAAAUAUUCGGUCGGUGCAGCUAGGCGCAUUUUCUGAUCUUACUUUACAGCAAGUGAUUGUGAGAUUCCAUUCUGAACAGAGUCUUUCAGUCUACAACGAAAAGGGCAAAUUAAUAGGCGGUGGCCCAACAAAAUGUUACAAAGUCCUCGAACACGUCGUAUUUCAAAGAUGUCUCUGGGACAAAGAUCCUAAUUGGUUAAUCUACGGAUAUUACUUUUUGCCGAUGCCACAACUGCCACCCUUGCCACCCGACUAUAUAUCAGGCCAAGGGACAGCGGAAAGUGGAA